CUUAAAAUAUGCAUGCAAGCAACGACAAAUUUCAAAGGAUACAGAUUCAGAUUUAACGUUCAGGUCAAAUUACAUCUACGUUCUGCGUGUUUAUAUACAUGAACUCUUCAUUUUAAACAUUAAAUGAUGUUACUUAUUUUUAAUUUAUUUUCUAAUAUAACAUAAAUUUAUAAACAUGAUUUCUAAGAAAAUUGCUUUGAUGAAAAUAUGGAUAUAUUUUUCUACAAACUAUUUUGUAGUAAUAUUUGCUUGGAGUGGAGAAGUUACUUUAAAAAAUUUAGGAGAAAAAGAGUUUAUGCGUUUAAAAGCUAAAGCAACAAUACCCUAUCAUGGAGCAUGCUGGCAUCAUGCUGUUAAAGCUAUCAAAAGCAGUUGUGAUAAACUGGAUGAUAAUGAACAUUCUAUAUUAGCUCUUCAUUUGGCUAAUUGUUUUUUAGAAGACUCUGGGCAUGUAACUUAUAAUUGCUAUACAAAACAUGAUAACAAUGAUAGACGAAUGUGCAUACAUGAAAUGUCUGAUAGGGCAUUUAGUGUAUAUAAUGAAUUUUAUAUUUAUGCAUCACAUAUGUGUUUCUUUCUGUAUCAUGAACUUUGGCAAGCUGAAACACAAGAAACUAUAAAACACUUAUAUCAUGCAUCAUCAAUGAUGAAAGAACAAUUGAUAAAAUCUUCACAAAUGCAAAACAUAAUGUUAGAAAGUCAGAAAGAAGGUAUUAAAAUUCAAAAUCAGCUUCUGGAGAAUGGGAAAGAAUUGGAAAAUAUUAUUGAAACAUCUUCAAAGUCGGUUGCAAACAUGGUUUUCAGUUUUAAGGAGUCUGUACAAGAUCAAAAGGAGUUGUUAUUUCAAAUUUUCGGAUACUUACGAACUUUUCAAAACUGGAUUAUUAGUGAAGUUUCUUGGUUUCAAUCAAUAAUUUAUUAUACAGUCAGUUGUAUAUUAUCAGCAUUAUUUAGUGCAUCUAAAAAAACUGCUAAUGCAAGAGUUAUUCUGUUUGCAACUCAGAGUUUAAAUGUGAUAAUAGAGAGAAUGCUUGUUCAGUAUUAUGAUAAUAUUCCAGAACAUUUAAAUAAUGAUAAAAUUAAUUUAGUAGCAUCUAUCUGGCUUGUCAGAAAAACAACACUUAUCAUAUGUAUAUGUAGUCUUUUAUAUCAUUACUGUUCUCACAAAGAUGAACUUGUAGAAAAUUACAAGGUCCUGCAACGUAUUGAGAAUCGUUUAGAUUCAAUACAAUAUAUCACUGGUAUUUCCAAAACAUCUGCUAUAAGAUAUUCAAAGAGACUGGCUUUGAAACGAAAUAAAAAUACUUCUGAAUGUCAUGAAAAUGCAUCAGAAAUCAUUAAAAGUAAAUGAAAUAAAAAAUAUAAGUAUUUUUAACUUAUGUAUUUUGUAAAUAAAUCAAAUUGUA
This is a messenger RNA of Phymastichus coffea, 1406 nucleotides long. RefSeq lists its product as uncharacterized. The coding region runs from base 176 to 1351 and encodes 391 amino acids. The transcript is spliced from 6 exons. The record is from RefSeq and is a predicted model, not a curated record. Lineage: Eukaryota; Metazoa; Arthropoda; Insecta; Hymenoptera; Eulophidae.